AUGGUUAAAGUGGUGCAACCUCCUAUCGGCUGCAGGAUAAUUAUAGAACUGCCGCGGCGGCGGAGCUGUCACCGUGUAUUAGCGUGUCAUAGUCAUGACGGUACUUACCGCCAACGCCGGGAUCAGGGGAUUCAGGAAAAGAACCGCGUCGGUUUGGAGGUUGGCAGGAAGAUCCCCUCUCUACAGGGUACCGAGACAUCCGUAGCCAUGGAGGCCGCUCCUCUCACGUUGGCUCAUACCCACGCUCGCAAUGCAGUUCUCGAGACUCGCAAGUCGAAUCCUGUAGCUGCCAGCGAAGAACAUGAUUUAGCUGCAGGUGAAUUUGCGACUGCGGCCCAGAAGAGCUCUGAUCAAGAGGCCUUGCGGACCCUUCAAUUGCUCGAACAACACCACAAGAAGCUCGCCCAGAUUCUACGGUUUCAGCAUGAAAACCCUCCCAGCACCGCGAGUGCCAAUGCAAAUGCCCAACUACUGGCGACGGAAUCGGGGACGAGAUCGUCCGCAUCUGCUGCAGAUCAACAACAGCCCCCAAGGCUAUCCGGACAUCCUCGUCUACCAUCAAGGGAAUCGUCCUCCAUUGUCAGCAACCUUGCAUCAGCACGAGGCAUCCCCUCGCAGCCACGCCGCGCCUCUCCGGCAUCGCCGACAAUCACUCCUCAGCAAGCAGGAGCAAAAAUGACUGAGGGACCGACGAAGGUCAGAACGAGCGAGUCACGACUGCGGGGCGCUCAAAUGCAAGGGACCAAGGAGCGUCUGAAUCGUAUCUCUGUGUCAAAGCAAUCUUGGACCCCGCCAGCACCCAGUCCUACCGAUAUCACGUCGCAGCAAUUCGCCCCUCCGGAGCAUUCUGAGCCCGUGCGCCCGAAGGCUCGAGCCCCGCUCACGGAAGAACAGCCUUUCCAGAAGUUCUAUUCCACCUUUGAAGGCCUGAUCUCCAAGAUCUCUGCACCAUUGGCAUUUGCGGGUCUCCCUCUAGGCUCCGAAGCUUCCGAACCCACCAGCCGCAAAUCCGCCCCGGACACCAAGACAGAUCGCUACAACGCUAUAUCUGAUCGGCCAUCUCAGUCUGCCGAGCCGGAUAUCAAUAGGAUAUUCUCACGUGCAGCCCUACAAGCGAUCAAAGAUACAACAGGCAGUACAACAGGAAGUACAGCGGAAUCGUUCUACGUCGUGCCCACGACCGGCGGGACAGUCUCAUACGCGGGGAUCCUGACAAGAGCAGAAAAGGAGGCUCGACGAAGCAGUUUCGAGGACGGCGACGAGGACUUCGUGGACGCACGCGAGACCCCACCAUCUCCAGAAAUGCGCCAAAGCCUAUCCGGAGCGCAAGGCAAGGCGGCCCGAACCGGCGACAAGUUCAACAGUCUCCAAAAUCCGAAAACUAUGGAGGAACUGCAAAUGGAAAACCAGGCCCUGAGACAUUUAUCCGACACACUAUCCAAGCGCCUGCACAUGUGGGAGGUCAACGCGCAGUCAUCCUCCAUCGCCCUGCAGCAGUCCCUGAAAGCAAUGCACCAUCAGACCAUCUCGCCUGUCGAGCAUCCGUCCCAACUUCCAUCUGUGGCUGCAUCAACCGUCACCGGCGGCCUUUCAUCACCCCCCAUCGCAGAGCAGGAGCAGCGGAUCAAAGAGCUCGAAGAAAUGGUCCGACGCGGCGAGAAGGAACUCAACAAAGUAGGUCGCGAGAACGACAAGCUGCGGGACGUCCUCGGUCGUUAUCGAGAACGAUGGGAAAAGCUGAAGGAGGGCGCCAAAACCCGACGAGCAACAGCAGGGGCAGGUAGCUCGGCUACCACAUCUUCUGGUCAACCUCAACCUGUCCGAAGACCAAGCACUCUGGCAGAUACAGAAGACACUCAAUCCAAAACAGGGGGAGAGACGUCAACAGCGGAUAACUCGAACAACGAACGGGAGGUAUCGGAUCAGUGA
Aspergillus sclerotioniger CBS 115572 is the source of this 1929-nucleotide messenger RNA. RefSeq lists its product as uncharacterized. The transcript is spliced from 4 exons. Bases 1 to 1929 code for a protein of 642 amino acids. The record is from RefSeq and is a predicted model, not a curated record. NCBI's taxonomy places the organism in Eukaryota, Fungi, Ascomycota, Eurotiomycetes, Eurotiales, Aspergillaceae.